Cuscuta epithymum is the source of this 1043-nucleotide messenger RNA. Lineage: Eukaryota; Viridiplantae; Streptophyta; Magnoliopsida; Solanales; Convolvulaceae. The record is from the annotation of a GenBank genome assembly.
GGGGGGGAAAUGGUACGCUGCGCGAAGGAGGUUCGUUAAUAAAUUCCUAAAACCCUAAUACGCAAAAUCAUCAAUAUCCUCCGCCGCUUUCUUCCCGGACGCGGAAAUGACGACCGGCUUGAAGAAGAAUCGGAAGAAGCGCGGCCACGUCAGUGCCGGUCACGGGCGGAUAGGUAAGCACCGGAAGCAUCCCAGCGGUCGCGGUAACGCCGGAGGUAUGCAUCACCACAGAAUCCUCUUCGACAAGUAUCACCCUGGGUAUUUCGGGAAGGUCGGUAUGCGCUAUUUCCAUAAGCUCAGGAACAAGUUUUACUGUCCCACGGUGAACAUUGACAAGAUCUGGUCCCUUCUCCCGCCGGAAGCGAAGGAACAGGCAGCCAAGAGCAAGGGUUCCGCUCCCCUUAUCGACGUCACCCAGUUUGGCUACUUUAAGGUCUUAGGUAAGGGUGUCUUGCCGCCAUCCCAGCCCAUUGUGGUGAAGGCGAAGCUCAUCUCUAAGAUUGCUGAGAGGAAGAUUAAAGAGGCCGGUGGUGCCGUCGUCCUCACAGCAUAAGUUUAUGUCUUUUUCCCGUUUUGUUUCGUUUGAUGCCUUACUGAACUGGUUAAAAUUGACUGUUUUUUAGUUCUGAAUUGUCUAUUUGUUCAUCCUCUAUAUAAUUUGUUUUAUGUGUUUCAAAGACCACUCGAUUUAAGUGGAAGGGUUAAUUGUCUUAGAUUGCGUCCAUUGAAUUCUGAAGUGGCUCGUGAGUUGCUAUGACAUAUUGACUGGGCUAUAAGCUUAGAUACUACUGGGUAAUGUUUUUUGUGAUCACUAUGAAAAACUGCUCGUUUGUCAAUUUGUCAUGGAAGGUUUGAGCUUCUCUUGUGAUCAUAUUCUAGUUUUCCUAUUGAUUUUUUGAAUUUCGUUGGCCGCUCAUUUCCCAGCUAUGAGCUCCACCCCGUUGUUUUCAAUAGUCAUCGUGCUCCAAGAAAGAAGAUGCUAGUUAUUAUUUGCCAAUGGUGUUGUAUUUGCGUUAUACAUCAAUGAAACAGAACGCUAUAAC